Molecule: messenger RNA, 3990 nt
Organism: Fusarium venenatum
Lineage: Eukaryota; Fungi; Ascomycota; Sordariomycetes; Hypocreales; Nectriaceae
Source: RefSeq, a predicted model, not a curated record
AUGGCAGCUAGUGGUCCGUUUUACAACAACUACCAGUCACCUCCUCCUGGUCAUCAGCCUGGCCAAGUCCCACACGCACACCACGUUCAGCAUCCGCAAGCUCCAGGGCAAUCGCCCCAUGCUCAUCAACCACCUCAAUUCCAGCAGUAUGCAGCUCAUCAGCAAACCAACUAUCAACCACUUCCUGGUCAGCCGAUGAACCAGGUACCGCAAACUCCACAAGCCCAUGCUUCGCAAUCGCCCCAAGGUCAAUACCCUAUCCAGCAUCAGAUUUCAGGCCAACAACAUCAUUACCAGUCAUCUGCACAAGGUCCUCAGCUUCAUCAAUCCCCUCAAGCUCAGCACCCAGGCCUCCCUCAACAAUAUGCGCUUGGUCAACAGCCCAACAUCCAAACAGUGCCUUACGGUGUCGCAGCACCGCCCACGCCGUCUGAGCAUCAACAACAAUACCAGCAGCAAACAUCUCAAUUUUCUGCCCCGCCUUCAGCUUCAUCUCAAGGCCAGCUGCAGGCAACUGCCCAAUCACUAUUCAAAUCUGGAAAGGGCUUCUUGGGUAACAUCGCCAGCAACAUCAAGUCCAAGUACCCUGCCACAUCGAAUGCCUCCACAACGUCGUCCACGAUUUCGUACACAGGCGAAACACCAAAGCCGACAUAUAAUCCUUCACAACACCCUACCCAGACACCCUUGAGCCCGACAAACUCUUUCCCUCAGGGAUAUGGCCAGACUCAGCAGUUGACUCAUCAGCAUGCAUCGCCAACGCCGCAACAAAGCAUCUUGCCCAGUGCUCCAGGCUAUCCUCCCGUGUCGCAUCAAGGUUCUUUUCCGAUACAGUCACAAGGAGUCCCUGUACAGUCGCCUCAACAAGGACACCAUGCUCCUCAACAGUUGUACCAUCAACUACAAGCUCCCGCGAACGGAGUCGCUGGUUCUCAAGCUGCUACCUCCCCGCCGUCAGUUCAUUCGCCAACCGCAGCUGCCUCACCGUAUCCACAGCCAUCGCUGCAUCACCAACAAUCGAACCCAUAUGCACCGAUAGCUCCAACCCAAGCUCCCCAAUCAGUUGCUCAGUCCGUACCAUAUGGUGUUUUGCCUGGGCAACAACAGAGCCACCCACAAGUCAUUCCACUGCAGCCAAACUACCAUAGUCCUUCUUCAAGUGGAAAUCCACCGCCACCAUGGCCACAGCAGACCGGCCACACUUCGUACAGUCCGGCUGGAGCUACUCCAAGUUCCGCAUCCGCUGGCCAAGCCGCAGUCCAAGUUACUACUCCUAGCUAUGAGCCGCCCGUAGGGUUGCACGCGCAGCCAUCUUACCACCAUGAUAGCCCCACCUCCCAUGUGUCACCAUCGGUGGCGCAGGCCAUUCCGCAGAUGUCACAACCAUCAGUAACAUCAAGUCAAAUGAACAACUCUUCUCAAAUGCCCUCGCCACCGCCGCCGCCGCAGCAGCAGCAAUACCAUCAACCGCACCCUCACCAGCAGGGCCCCAUCCCACAUCAGCAAGGUCAGUUGACUGCAUCAGAGAUAAAACCACCGUCUCAUGUUGCUCCAUAUCCGGGUGGCAAUAGCAGCUCCGCUAACUAUGCACAAGGCAACCUUUCCGGCCUCCUGUCACAGCAUCACUCCAAUAGCGCACCGACAGCCCAAACUCACCAGAGUACCUCUUCUAUACAAGGGCAGUAUCAGUCAACCUCACAGGCACAUCCUCAAUCGACUCCCCACGUACCCGAACCUGUGCCACAAGCUGCGACACCAAACCAGAACCAUAUUCCCUUACCUUCUUCUCCUUUGCAGACCUUGAACCAGCCCAGUGGCAUCCUCCCAUCUGCACCAGAAGCUAGUAUUCAGUACCAACCAUACAGCUCGACAGCGGUUCAACAACCACCACAGCCAAACUAUGGGCAACCCUUGUAUGACACCCCAACAAUCAAUUCAAACAAUCAGUAUCAUCAUCAGCCAGCACUCCAAUCUUCAGCUCCAGCUCCAGCUCCAGCGCCAACAGGCCAGAGCUUUCAGCCCUAUCAACCUGCUCAACAACCAAUAAGCCCCCACCAACCGGCACCGGCCCCCAGUCAACUUGUGGAUAAUGUCUAUCACCAAGAUCAAUUAGCUUCUCUGUCGGCACAAAUGAACAAUCUAAAUGUGCAGAACAGUGAACAACGCGAGUCAAGCUCUGCGAUACCUCCUGUCCAUAAUGACGGACCACGAGGGCCACCACCCUGUCUAGCAACAGGCAUGGCCAGCGACACCCUUCCAUACUGUCCGGAGGAUCGCGUCGUGGCGUACGGUCUGGAUUGGUAUCGCCUUGCAGCUGUGCCACAGUAUCUUGUUUGUACAAGAUGCUACGAGGAUCAAGUAACAGGCACCCCCCUCGCUAUUAAUUUUGAGCGAUACCAUUCCCCAGAAGGUACUGAGUCCAAGUGUAGCUUCUGGUCACCCCGCGCGAGAGAGGUCCUUUGGCCUCAAGCACUUCAGACCAAUGACAUCGGCCCUCUUCGGGCAUUUGCGGAGAAGACUCUGACAUUACCAACCUGCAAAGGCAGAGUAUGGAGUACCGCUGCCGAUGGUGUUAAAUGGUGGGGCAUGGUAAACAACGAGGUUGAUGGAUUUAUUUCGUGCGAAGCCUGUUAUGAGGAUCGCAUUGUUGGCACGGCCUUUGAAGGUCGUUUCUCCCCGUAUCGUCAACAAGGCCCCGACGAAAACUGGAUGUGCGACUUGUGUAUCCCCUACAUUGCGGCAGUGGCUGUGAAGAUGUCCAAGACCAACAACUGGAAUGGGUUCUCUGAAGCUGUCAAAGCGCGAAUCCAUCUUCCAGCAUGCGAAGGCAAAGAUGAAGAGUCGAACAGUGGUCACUGGAUUCUUCCACGUCGCAGGAUCAAAAACAUGACAAUCUGUGAAGCAUGCUAUCUAGACAAGCUUGCCCUUACGCGCUUUGGUAAUGAGUUUGAACGUCAUCAACGAGCCGAAGGAUUUGAUGCAUUUUUGGAGUCAUUGGGCCAGAAAUGGAAAUGCAGCCUUACCGACACGGCUGUCAACAUGAGCAUUGCCCUUGAGGCGGCUCUCUACCGUCGUGACUUUGAAGUAUUCUGGAACGCGGCUAGUGCUAUAUGUAGCCUUGUCCCUUGUACUGCGAAUGGUAUCAUUGGAGGGAACUGGUGGACCGUCGCUGGUGGCUGUCCUGACUUUGAUGUUUGCGAGGCAUGCUACAAAGGAGUACUCGAAACGUCCAACCUCGGGCGCUUUUUUGAGCCUGCUAAACGCGACCCUACAGCGACCAUCACGUGCAACUUCUGUCCUGGCAGUCCACGCUGGGGCACUUUUAUCACCAAGUUCGCCGAAGCAUUGGACAAAGGAAUUUUCAGCUACUACAGUGAUUAUGUCAGAAAAUGGGCGGGAGUACGGACUUGCCCUGGCAUCAAAAACAGAGACAAGAGUAAGUGGUGGGGACACCCAGAAGCUUUAGCCUGCGAGGACUGCUGGUUGAGCUUCGUUGCCGAUACUCCCCUUGGGGAUACUGUUCCGGUCAAAGGUGUUUACGACGAACGGUCUUUGAUCUGCCAGCUUUGGUCUCCUCGGAUGCGUAAUAUGUGGCUCGCAGCUUGUGCAGCAGGACCUCCCGGGUCACCAGAGUCACAAAAGGCUCUGGAAGAGUUCCGUGCUUUCGGUACAAAGCGCGUGCAAGUGUACAAUGCUACGGUACCGCAUAUAGAGAUGAUCCAGUCGAUGAUGAUGAUGAAGCGUAUGCAGGCGAUGCAGCAGGGCCAAUUGAGCCUCAUGUAUCAGGGGAUGAACGGUAUGUCGUCGAUAGCGGGAACGGCUGAUGGCAAUUUGCAUGGCAACAGUUCUAUUGGGUAUUACGAAACAGAGCAUGGAGUGACAGCUGCAAACAUGAUGAACAACAUGCAUGCUGGGAUGGCUGAUUCGAACAAGAUGAGUGAUUGGAUGCAGAUAGCGCAAUUUCAGGCUGCUUGGAUGGAGGUAGAGUAG